Molecule: messenger RNA, 2193 nt
Organism: Alternaria ventricosa
Lineage: Eukaryota; Fungi; Ascomycota; Dothideomycetes; Pleosporales; Pleosporaceae
Exons: 4
Coding region: 1-2193 (730 amino acids)
Source: RefSeq, a predicted model, not a curated record
AUGGCGACGGCCAAGCCCAGCUCGCUGCCUUCUAACGUCUGUGCUGAGCCACCAAGAAAGCCUUUCCCGGAAUCUGUUCUCGUCGCAGUUGCUGGAGACGAGUCUAUUGCUGACAACUAUUCCAAAGACCCGAAGCACGACCGACCGAAAUCUCCCAGCGGUGAUACUACUGACGAUAUCCAACAAUGCAACAGCCAAUCCGAAGAAGUCAUGGAAGCCUGCUCCGAGAACAACAGUGCUGGAGAUGCGAACUCUCAGGACGAGGAAGCCGAAGAAGUAACCGAGGAGCUAGGCGAAGAGGAUCACGAACAAGAAACUGAUGACGAUAUCACAUUUGAAGCUCCGAUGGAUCAUGUCAACAGAGCUAUCCAGGCUGCCACCGAAGCUGGGAUGAAGAAUGAACCGUGCUUCGACUUGUCGGCGGGUGUACCUCGGCAUAUCAGCGCAAGAUUUGAAGAUUCGGACUACUACGUCAUUCCUUGGAUAGCGUGUUACUCAUGGGAGAUGUAUUACUGCAACGAUCACAAUGCACUGAACGACAUAAACUGGAAUAACAUCACUAUUCGAAAGGUAGGCCAUGGCCUAAUCUCCUCUGAAACGUGGGACUCAGUUAUCCAACACGGAAUGAGCGUCGCAUUCUCGGUAUUCUCCUCUCGCGUCCCACAACAGCCUCCACUGGAUUACCAAGAUCAGUUGCGGUAUACUGUCACCUACUUGGAAGUCAGUCCAAAAGACAAGGAUGGAUGCUUCGUUGACGAGCGCACAUAUGACGCCCCAAUGGAGGUAGAGACUAUCCACGGUGAUACAGCGAUGCCCGCACUGGAAGAAUUGAGGACCAUUCAGACUCCACGUUACCGGGCAAAUGAUAAGGACGCCGGUGAGCAAGCGAGAGCUAAGCUAGGGCCCCUCGAUCAAGUGAAAGAGAUUAGCCUGAAGAUCAAUUCGUCAUAUCUACUGAACAUACUCAAGUCGGUGAUCGAAUACGCGUCAGAAUCUCCUCAUGGAGAGGAGUUCGGUGUAGGUAUGGGCGAGUUCAACUACCCAUAUAAGGAUCUUUACCAUCACAUGGACGAUCUGAUACGAUACCGGGCUGGUAAGAGCGACUUACGUGCUCAGCACCCCGCAGCUUUCAACGAGAGGGCAGACUGUCACAUUGACUUAAUGCUUGACUAUCUGAGCUUGCAGCGAGAUAUACCCUUCGAGAAACAUGCCUCUGCCCGCCGCGAAAAGGUGUCAGUCACUACUUUCGCGUCAUACUGGUUACUCCUAAAACCGGGUACUGAUGUGUAUGUGCGUGAAGAAGAUGGACUUAUGAACGCGUAUAUUGUGCAUGCAGUCAGCGGAGGCGUCACCCAGAUCGAUGGAAAAGCGAUCAAUCGCGACUACGAAGUCUCCGUAUGGAACCUGGCGUGUGAUGGGACAAAUGCAUUUCCUGAGAGUCGACGUGUACAUGUUCCAGUUUUCGACAACGAGAGGGACGUGAAAAGUUUGCCCGUAUUUCCCGUUGAGUAUAACGACAACUUCGACGACGGUAGACUCAGGCAGGAGUUGGUAGGACGAGGCAAGAGGUAUCUCAAAUACACGAGCCAACCAAGCUUCUUGCAGUACUCUGGCCGGGGCUUAGCAAAGGGUAUAGAGUACAAACGAGCACGUGUUGUUGUUGCACACGAGAAGACGCCCUGGAAUUUCUGCGACUUCAGCGAUGGCCACCAUACACCGAGGGACUUCACAGGCCACAUAAAAGCAUCUAUUCGCGUGGCGAGCUGCGAAUGCUACCAAUGUGAAGAGUUGAAGACAUCGCAAGAGAGUCACGAUAAGGAACGAUUCGGCGAUUAUCAUGUGAUUCAGCCAAAGAGCCCUGAUCUGAUCUCUGACCAUCAAUACAUGCUCAUGACAUCGCAUGUUUAUGCCUUCAUGCUGAAAGAGCGCACUUAUGACUUGCUAGCUGUCGAAGGCUUGGAAGAGCCUGAGCUGGUCGAAACAGCGAUCGACAGACUGGUCAUAGAUCAUAACAACAAAGAGUUGAUCAAGGCCAUGGCCCAGAUCUAUACAGAUAGCGACCCCGAUCGGUUUAGCGGGGACUUUAUACGUGGAAAAGGCGAGGGGCAGAUCAUACUUUUGCACGGGCCUCCUGGAACUGGCAAAACGCUCACAGCUGGUGUGUUACCGUAUCAUGUUGUCGGUUUACAAUGA